AUGCAUUUCUCGUACACCAAGUUUGCCGUUGCGUUUGCUUUGCUUUCUACUGUCAUGGCCGACCCUCACGGUAGUUGCACCUGCCACAACGGCGACAGCUACAACUGGCGCAUGACCACUGUCGCAUGCGCCGAGUACAACGCGAGCGAAUACCCGUGGGGAGGAACUUCGUAUGACACUCCUUCUGGCCGCUGCCAGAGUAACGAAGGCGGCUACAUCGAGGGAGACCCGUGGGAGUUUGCGUGCAAGACCAUCGCCACCAAGGGCUUCCAGUGCGCUGACGGGCGUGGAACCUGCUUUGCCGACCCGGACACGGUCGCGGGAUGGUGUGAUUAA
Colletotrichum gloeosporioides is the source of this 336-nucleotide messenger RNA. RefSeq lists its product as uncharacterized. The record is from RefSeq and is a predicted model, not a curated record. Bases 1 to 336 code for a protein of 111 amino acids. Lineage: Eukaryota; Fungi; Ascomycota; Sordariomycetes; Glomerellales; Glomerellaceae. The transcript has 4 exons.